This is a messenger RNA of Aegilops tauschii subsp. strangulata, 1230 nucleotides long. Lineage: Eukaryota; Viridiplantae; Streptophyta; Magnoliopsida; Poales; Poaceae. The record is from RefSeq and is a predicted model, not a curated record.
UGGAAAAUGACAACGAUACUUUGACCAAAAUGAUCACUCAAGAUUUUGUAUAGUCAUAACAAAGUUCAUAACUAAAGGAUAACGAUACUUUGACCGUGGACUGGUACAACAAUAACUAAGCCGCGUAAACAAGUCUUCCAACUCCUUGUUACUUCCUCCGUCCGAAAAUACUUGUCCUAAAAAUGGUUGAAAAUGGAUGUAUCUAUAACUAAAUUAAGUCUAGAUACAACCAUUUCUAGGACAAGUAUUUCCGGAUGGAGGGAAUACCUUCCAGUCCCCUACUACUACUAGAGUGCAAGAGCAAGAAGAUGGAUCCAUUUCACGUCCAUGCUGAUGCAACUGCCAUGUUCGGCUCAGCUAUGCUUCUGCUCACCCUCACCCUCCUUUCUAGCACGACCACUAGUGCCAAAAAUCUGUCGUCCUGCAAGCCGGCCUUGUGCGGGGACCUGCGCAUCGCGUACCCCUUCUGGCUCAACGGCACACACCUGCCAGAGUGCGGCUACAGCGCUUUUCAGGUCAGGUGCGUAGAUGGCAGGGCAUACCUCCAGCCGUACCAGAUCUUCGACAUCUCCUACGAAGACAACUCAUUCCGGGCCAUCAACACCGACAUCUCCUCCUACGGCAUUUGUGACACCGAGCUCAACAUUAAUGCCUCCUCCGACCUCCGCCUCACGCCCUUCCGCAUUAGCGCGACCAACCAGGAGCUAUUCUUCCUCAACAACUGCGCCGAGCUCCGGUCACAGCCGCCACCACCUGCGUGGGCGCCUGUCAACUGCUCGGAUGGAUUCACCUUGCCGACGUCCAACUCGUUCACAUGGCUUGCCGGAGCGUACAAGCCCAAAUACCAUUGGAGUCCGGUGCCAGGGGGCUGCAGGGUGUCCAUGAUGCCGGUGCUGGGGUACGAGGGCGCGUCCGGGGCAGACUACGGGCGGCUGAUGCAGAGCGGGUUUCGUCUGGAGUACAUGGUGGGUGACUGCAAGGCGUGCGAGGAGAGCGGAGGGCUUUGCCUGAUUAAUAAGACCAACGAUAUCUUCGAGUGCCACUGCACAGACCGCGUGUCUCCGUCCAACAUCUGUGGUAAGCUUCGCACGUAUAAUAGCGACAGUGGGUUUGACCUGUGCAAAAACGAUGCAUCGGUUUUAGUUCAGUUUUGACAAGAUUAGUAAGUUAUUUUUUUAUCUGAAAAUAAGCAGGUUCUGUUACAGAGGAGAUUUACAGGAGAAGUGAACA